CUUCUCUGAACUUAUUUGUCAACGGCGCACGUCGUAUUUUUCCUAAAUAUUUCCAAUACAAUCCCAAUAUCAAAUUGACUGAAUUAUCAGAAUACUUAAAUAUUUAUAGCGUUAAAAGUAGUUUACAGAAACUUCUUGUCGUCAUUCAUUUUGCAGAGCGAACAAAUAAGGAUCUAAAGUUUCAGUUAUGGCAGAUCCCAGCCCAUUUACAAUGAUGACUUGUCCAUAUAAUCCAGCACAUCAAGUGGAGAAAUAUAAAUUACAAACACAUUUACAAAAAUGUGCGAAGCAGUAUGUCAAGGGUAAUAAAGUUAGUUGCCCAUUUGAUGCAACACAUGUUGUGAACGAACCUGAAUUAGAUCAUCACAUAACAGUAUGUCCGAAACGAUUUAUGCUGGACACUCAACUGUAUAUAACUGACGAUGACUAUAGACCGACAGUGGGUCUCGCUGCACCAGCCCCUGCUGUGCCUACCGAAGAAAAUUGGGACGAUGAUUGUUGCGUAUCAUACAAUCCAGAACUCCACAAGAAACCACCUCAUGUGAUAACUAAACCUAAAGGUGCAAUACCAUCGGAGCGUAGAAAGAAACGUAUGGAAGGUGUUAAAAAUUACCGACCACCACCAUCUUAAGUCUUUAAGGAUUUCAUAACCUUUAAUUUAAACU
Papilio machaon (common yellow swallowtail) is the source of this 665-nucleotide messenger RNA. RefSeq names its product gametocyte-specific factor 1 homolog (gene Gtsf1). The record is from RefSeq and is a predicted model, not a curated record. Lineage: Eukaryota; Metazoa; Arthropoda; Insecta; Lepidoptera; Papilionidae. Bases 188 to 631 code for a protein of 147 amino acids. The transcript has 4 exons.